CUUCCCUCCGCCCCACCUCGCAGGGCCCAGUCUGGGCGGAGGUGUUCGCACGAGGAAAACGGUCUCCACGCGCUUGACAUGGCGGCAGGCGCGGCGACUGCAGCGACGAAGGGGAAUGGGGGCGGCGGGGGCCGGGCCGGGGCCGGCGAAGCCAGCGGCUCGCGGAAGAAAAAGGGCCCGGGGCCUCUGGCCACGGCGUACCUGGUCAUCUACAAUGUGGUGAUGACCGCGGGGUGGCUUGUUAUAGCAGUUGGUCUGGUCAGAGCAUACCUGGCUAAGGGUAGCUAUCAUAGCCUUUAUUAUUCCAUUGAAAAGCCUUUGAAAUUCUUCCAAACUGGAGCCUUAUUGGAGAUUUUACACUGUGCAGUAGGAAUUGUUCCAUCUUCUGUUGUCCUGACUUCUUUCCAGGUGAUGUCAAGAGUUUUUCUAAUAUGGGCAGUAACGCAUAGCGUCAAAGAGGUACAGAGUGAAGACAGCGUCCUUCUGUUUGUUAUUGCCUGGACAAUCACAGAAAUUAUCCGUUACUCCUUUUAUACAUUCAGUCUCUUAAACCACCUGCCUUACCUCAUCAAAUGGGCCAGGUACACACUUUUCAUUGUGCUGUACCCAAUGGGAGUGUCGGGAGAAUUGCUCACAAUAUAUGCUGCUUUGCCCUUUGUCAGGCAGGCUGGCCUGUACUCCAUCAGUUUACCUAACAAAUACAAUUUCUCCUUUGACUAUUAUGCAUUCCUAAUUCUGAUAAUGAUCUCCUACAUUCCAAGGCACAGUCAAAGGCAUCAUCUGCCCGGCCCGCCACCAGAUUGGGUGUUUCAGAUCCCCUGUUUAGGGACCACCUCCUGGCAGAAAAGUCUUUGAGGUACGCAGUAGUGCUUUGCAGACAUCAGCUGCUAACCCUCAUCUUGCUGUGUUCUGUUUGCUAAGGUUGGGGUCAUUCAUUUAACACAUACUGACUGUUACCAAGGCGCCGUGGAGAGCUGGUCAUGGGAUAAAGCACAGCCUCCCUGAUGAAAACCUUCCUCUGGAGCAGACUUCCAAAAGGAAGGAUUUCGAAGAUGUAGCUUUAAGGCACGUGGAGAGACUGUGCCCUCACUUCCACUCAUGUUUUUGGUUAUUCACUUAUAAUAAAAGGUUGGCAUUGAUGUGAUAUAAUCUGCAAAUUAUUUUCAAUUCUGUUUCAGAUAAAACAUUAUAAGACAAAAUCGGUACCUACUGCUCCUUUGAAAUUCGGGUAAAAACUUAUACAACCAUAUAUUAUAGUCAUUUUUAUAUUUUUUCUAUGUUGUGAAAACCAAAACUGUAAUUUUAUAAGUCUUUGAUUCACUAAAAUUAUAUAAUUUAAAUGUAUUUUUUGUAUAUUUAGAAAUAAGGAGUUCAAAGACUAUGCUUAACUUUCUAUGCAUGCAUUUGGAAGCUGUUUUUACCUGAUAAUAUUAAUGUAGUAAUAAGUUGUAUUCAUAAAAUACUGAUCUGUGUUGCAUUUCAAAAUAAACUGGUGUGUGCGCUGCCUGGAUUUGAA
Molecule: messenger RNA, 1516 nt
Organism: Hippopotamus amphibius kiboko
Lineage: Eukaryota; Metazoa; Chordata; Mammalia; Artiodactyla; Hippopotamidae
Gene: HACD2
Product: 3-hydroxyacyl-CoA dehydratase 2
Exons: 7
Coding region: 79-855 (258 amino acids)
Biological process (GO): very long-chain fatty acid biosynthetic process; fatty acid elongation; sphingolipid biosynthetic process
Cellular component (GO): endoplasmic reticulum membrane
Molecular function (GO): 3-hydroxyacyl-CoA dehydratase activity
Source: RefSeq, a predicted model, not a curated record